AUGAGCGAGGAGACCGGCCUGCCCGACACCCUAGCGGGCGCAUUCGACCCCUUGGCCGACGCCGCGGACCCCGACAAGGGCGGGGCAUCCAACGACGGGGCGGUCCAUGUGCGCGUGCAGCAGCGCAACGGGCGCAAGAGCCUGACCACGGUGCAGGGCCUGCCGGUGGGCUAUGACAAGCGGAAGAUCCUCAAGGCGCUGAAGAAGGACUUCUGCUGCAACGGCCACGUGGUGGAGGACCCGGAGCUGGGGCAGGUCAUUCAGCUGCAGGGGGACCAGCGGAAGAACAUCCUGGCCUUUCUGGUGCAGACGAAGCUCGUCAAGAAAGACCAGAUCAAGAUCCAUGGCUUCUGA
Molecule: messenger RNA, 354 nt
Organism: Ostreobium quekettii
Lineage: Eukaryota; Viridiplantae; Chlorophyta; Ulvophyceae; Bryopsidales; Ostreobiaceae
Source: the annotation of a GenBank genome assembly